UGCUCGAUACUCUAUAUAAAACCAUUGGCGGCAGCAUGGAGCAGAUCAUACACAGUACACACACAGUGAGGGAUCAGAGAGACAACGCUCUGACCUGGAACACAGUCGGCAGCUGAAGACAGAAGAUGCACUGGGAGAAAUCACCGAAGGAAAAGCUGUGCUACCCUCCGCCCACGGUGAAGGAGCUCCUGGAGCAGAAGAGGAAGCGGGAGGCUCUGUGUGAGGAUCCUUCAGAGGGUCAGUCCUGCUCGCUGGCAGGAACCAGCCCUGAGGCCUUCACUGCACCGCCGAGCUCCUCAGCAGCCCAGCCCACGAGUUCUACAGGGGCCCCAGCCGGCUACCCAGACAUGGCCCUGAGCGAGCAGCAGUGGGCCCCGUCCGCAGAGAGCUACUACGGCCCUGGGUCUCUGUGGACCACCUACCCGGCCCCGGCCGGCUACAGCCUCCCGCUGGAGGGGUACCAAGCCACCGCCAUGCCCCACACAUACUGCUCUGCAAAGGACGCCGCUCCAGGGCCCUUCUGGCCCCCAGACGUCGCCCCGGGCCCCGGCCCCGGCCCCCAGCUGGUCCCCCAGGGGCUGGACCCCCAGCUGGACCCCCAGCUGGACCCCCAGGGGCUGGCCGAGGCCAGGCAGACGGUCCGGGAGAUGGACUACACCCGGCAGGACGAGGACGGGGACACGAUCCUGCACAUCUACUCGGCCAAGGGCCUCCGCGAGUGCGCCUACGCCGCUGCGGAGAAGCUCCGGGGCCUCGGCCGUCUGGACGCCAGGGAGCACAAGGGCAAGACCGCUCUGCUGGUGGCCGUGACCGCCAACCAGCCGCAGAUCGCCCUGGACCUGCUGUCGCUCGGGGCCGACGUCAACGCCUGCGACGUCAACGGGCAGACGCCGCUGCAUCUCGCCGCCAGCAGCGGCUUCCUCGCCGUGCUGCAGGUCAUCCUCUCCUCAGGACUCGCUGUGCAAAUGGAAGCCUGCAAUUUUGAAGGUAUGACCCCCCUCCACUGCGCGGCGGUGGCCCACUGCGCCAGCAUCAGACCCCCGUCCGGGCCCCGGCCCCGGGACCCCGGCCUGCAGAGCCCUCCGGUGGACCGUCUGUCCUGCAUCUACCUGCUGCUGAGCGCGGGAGCCUCGCUGGUCAGCCAGGAGAUCAAGAGCAACAUGACGGUGCUGCACGUGGCUGUGAAGGAGGGCAACAUCGAGCUGGUCCGCUACCUGCUCCGGAUCCCCCUGGCCAACAGGCAGGACUUUGUCAACAUGAAGGCUCACGGCCACACGGCUCUGCACAUGGCAGCCAGUCUCCAUGGCAACGCGCACCAGAAGGAAGCGCUGCAGCUGCUGCUUCGCGAGGGGGCGGACCCCAGCGUCCGCAACCAGGAGCACCUCCAGCCCGCUCAGAUGCUCCAGAGAGGACCUGAGGGGGAGCAGCUGAAGCUCCUGCUGAGGAGGCGCGGAGUGACCGCCCGGCGCCCACGGUCCUCCUCUCAGGACCAGGUCUAACCAGAACGCCCCCCCCCCCCCCCACGUCCAACCGUCGGCCCACUGCACCCGGGGACGGUCGCCGGCGGACCGCGCCACUCACUGGUCCAGGCGGGGGAGUUUGGAGGAUCUUCUGGAGCUUUCCUUAAUUUAUUGAUCGGAAUCUGAUUAUUGUUCAGAUUGAGAACAACACAAGGUUGACGUGUGGGUCAUUAUGAAUAUGAGUUUUAUUAGGAUUACUUAUGAUAGAAAGGCUUUUCAGUGCAGAGCUGUUCUGCAGGCGAAACGUUAGAAGCUACGUCUAAGAUAAAGGUUUGACGCAUGUUAAACAUGUUCUUUCAAGAAUUUAGAUCUGGUCAAAUUGGUUAGCUCCAAGAUUUGUGGGCUAACCAUAGUGUUAAUAAUUGAACACUCUGAUGUGUUUAAGUCUAUACGGCGUUGAUUUCUUUGAAAUCGUUCUUAUGACUCAUAUUAGUAUUCAUCAUAUUGAUGAGGUAGUCAUAUUGAUUGAUGAACAAUGCUUGUUUUGUUCAUGUCAUGUGUUCUUAUAUUAAGAAUGCAUGUCUGGGGAUUCAUUUGUGCUUUUUUACUAUGUAAAGUUUUUUGCAUACCUUGUUGUUGUGCAAAGAGGUGUUUUCCUGUGAAAAAUGUCAAAAGAUCCCAGGUACAAAUGAUACACAUCACUGUAUGAGUCACAUUGCUGAUCUUUAGUUGAGUCUUUUUUUUAAAUCAUCACUGUAAUAAAGUACUGUCACAUUGACUAUAAUGCCAAACCAUGACACACAGUCAACCUCACUACCAGGAAAACCAUGUAUUAAGAUUAUCCUUUAUUUAAGAAGCAUUCUUUGUAAUAUUUUCUUUACAUCCUGACAGCCAUCAAUAAAUCUAAUUCUUUAACGAAAAUGUAUAUUUUACUCUACAAAGUUAAAUAUCUGCAUGCACUAUAUGUUUAUAGUCAGAUGGAUGCAUGGAAGAAAGACCGACAGACAAACAGGGAGGACAGAUAGAAGAUCAUUAGAUAUAUAGAUAGAUAGAUAGAUAGAUAGAUCAGGAGAGAGAGCAAGAGAGAGAGAGAGAGAGAGUUAGAGAGGCAGAAUAGAGAUAGAUAAGUAGAGUAGUGAGAGAAAGAGAUAGUUAAAGUCCAUGGAUUUAGAUAGACAGAAGGUGGGUACAGAGCAGAUUUAUUGCCAGAUAGAUAU
Messenger RNA from Gadus macrocephalus (Pacific cod), 2677 nucleotides. It is a transcript of the gene nfkbid, whose product is annotated as NF-kappa-B inhibitor delta. Gene Ontology annotation, cellular component: nucleus. Gene Ontology annotation, biological process: regulation of gene expression. Gene Ontology annotation, molecular function: protein binding. Lineage: Eukaryota; Metazoa; Chordata; Actinopteri; Gadiformes; Gadidae. The record is from RefSeq and is a predicted model, not a curated record. The transcript is spliced from 12 exons. The coding region runs from base 126 to 1499 and encodes 457 amino acids.